AUGGCGGUGCUGUUCAGAACAUUCAGAACAUUCAGGUGCUUCAGAUUUGUCCUGUUUGGCCUCGUCCUCUGCUUGACCGCGCCCACGUUGGGCCCCAGAGGAUUCGCUGCGCCCUUGGACCUCGUCCGAUACCGCGGUGCCGUGGCUCCGCCGCGCUGCACGCCGCGUCGGGCGAUCGAGGUGGCGCGACCGGCGCCCCAGCUGCCAGGCCGAGAGGCACCGCACUGGGCCGUGACGCUCGCCGCCCUGGCCGUUCCCGCAGCGAUGCGCCGAGUGUCUUCGUGCACGGCGCGCGCGGCGGCUCCAGGCGCUCGCUCGAACUCCAGGGCGCAGCUGCUGCGCGGGGUCACAGCGCUGUGGCCGUCGCUGGAUCUCGCGGCACCUGCGGCCUGGGCCGCGGAGGAUUUGGAAGGGCGCUUUGCCGUGGUCACCGGCGCCCAGCGUGGGAUUGGGAAAGGUGUGGCCUUGGGGCUUGGAGAGGCCAGGGCCACGGUUUUCGUGACCGGUCGCAACCAGAGGGUGCUUGAAACAACGGCACAGCUGGUCUCCCGUGCUGGGGGGCAUGGUGUGCCGGUGCUGUGCGACCACAGUGAUGACGCACAGGUGGCGCGUGCCUUUGAAGAGAUUGCCAAGCAAACCUCAGGGAAGCUGGAUAUCCUGGUGAACAACGCCUUCAAGAGUCCAGCCUCGAAUCCAGAGGUGAAUCAACUCAUGUCCAAAGGCGCCAAGUUCUACGAGCUGCCUCUGUCGGUAUGGGAUGACGUGCAGAACGUGGGAUUGAGAUCGCAUUAUGUCGCCUCAUACUAUGCAGCUCCAAUGCUCCUUGCUGCAGCUCGAGCCGAUCCUCCUAGACGUCCGCUCCUUUGUGCAACCUCUUCCUUUGGUGGCGUGACAUAUCUGUUCACAACUGCAUAUGGAGUGGGCAAGGCAGCAACGGAUCGUCUGAUGCGGGAUCUGCAAGUGGAACUUGGCCCCCUUGGUGUGGAUUGCGUCUCACUCUGGCCCGGCAUCGUUCUGACGGAGGAGGUGCAACGCCGCAUUCGGGAGGAUCCCGCGAUGUUGCAACAAAUGGUGGGCGAGCAAGACCUCGAGAAGGUGGCGGAGAGCCCCUUGCUCACUGGCCGAGUGGUGGCACAACUGGCAGCUCAUGAGAAGUACCGGCAACCGCCCUACGUCACCGCCCCGGGCCUCACGGGGCGCCUCUGCCUCGUCGCCGAGGUCGCGCACGACCUCGCCCUGCGCGACGGAGGCGUGGCCGGCUCCGUGGCGGGGGAGGUCUAUGGUCCCGAUCGAACGCCGGCACCGUCGAUCCGGUCCUUGGGCUUUCUGGGACCCGGUGCCUUGAAGUCCACGCUGCCCGAGUCCUUGCGCUUCCUGGCUGAGCCCGGGGGUGUGCUGGCGAAGGAGGAGGUACGGAUACCGUUGGAGUUUAUGGCCCAGGGGCCGCCAAAGGAGAAGUAG
Molecule: messenger RNA, 1461 nt
Organism: Durusdinium trenchii
Lineage: Eukaryota; Dinophyceae; Suessiales; Symbiodiniaceae
Source: the annotation of a GenBank genome assembly